Molecule: messenger RNA, 1269 nt
Organism: Rotaria sp. Silwood1
Lineage: Eukaryota; Metazoa; Rotifera; Eurotatoria; Philodinida; Philodinidae
Source: the annotation of a GenBank genome assembly
AUGUCUCUUAUGAAAAUGAGCAAUAAACAGUACUUUUCAGUGGAUUCUACUCUUGUAAAUUGUGAUGGAAAAGGAUGGAAAAAUCUGAAUGAUAUUGAUUUUCCUCCAAAGGUUAUUACUUUAACACUUAAUAACAAUAAUCUCAAAUUUGAUAUGAUUACUGAUCGUGCAAAAAUUGAAAAUUUACUCAGUUUGACAGAUUUAAGUAUUAAUCAAAAUCCUCUUGGAACGAUUCCGUCUUUUAAUCAUACAAACAUUCGUUUUCUUUCAUUACAAGAUACUUCAUUAACAUCUGCUGAAUUUCCUUCUUCAUAUAGAGGUUCACUUUUACAAACAAUUUCACUUAGUAAUAAUAAAAUUCGAUCAAUCAACGAAGAAGAUUUUGUAAUUUUACGUGGUUCUCAAUUACGUAAAUUACAUAUCGAUAGUUCAAGUAUUUCUAAGAUAGAUCAAAAUGCUUUCACUCCAUUAAUGCAACUUCAAGCAUUAUCAUUAAAAAAUAAUCAAUUAAAAUCUUGUGAAUUUAUAUCAAAUUUAGGUUCACUUUCUUCAAUUAAACUUGAUGGCAAUCAAUUUACUUCACUUUCACAACAAUUAUCAACACCAAGAAACAUUAAAACCUAUUCGAUUACACAUAAUUCAAUAUCAACUAUUGAUGAAUCAUCACCUUUACAUCAAUGGCUUAACAUGAAUUAUACAAAUAUUAAAAUUUUUUUAGCUAAUAAUACAUUUAAUUGUUGUUCAUCUUUAUGGUUUAUUCGUUUUAUAAAAACAUAUCCUCAAUUUGUUGGAGAUGCUUCAUUAUUAACAUGUACUACACCAUCAAAUUUUGCUGGAAAACUAUUGGCUAAACUCAAUCCAGAUGAAAUGAAUUGUGAUGGUGAUAUACCAAAUAAAUCAUGGUGGACAACUGGUCGAAUUAUCGGCAUUGUUGUUGGGUCUGUUAGUAUAGUAAUGAUUGGUAUAAUUGUGAUUAUUCGUGUCGUUGCGUAUAUUCGACGACAUUCAUUACGUUCCGGUUACGAACCAAUUAGUGGAAAUGAUGAACAAUAUUCUGAUAUAGAUUCAUUAUUGUCUGAUAGACAUACAUUACCAAUACUAGAAGAUGAUGAUGAACUAUCAACCAAUACGAAUAUUAACAGUACAAGAAGUGUUGCUCGAUCAGAUGCACCAACACAUACAACAGCUGAAGGUAUUUAUGCAACAGAUGGUAGUGUUGUUGGAGAUUCUCAAAUACAAGAAGCAGUCUUAAUACCCCGUUCUGAUUAA